Messenger RNA from Sodiomyces alkalinus F11, 1758 nucleotides. RefSeq names its product MFS general substrate transporter. Gene Ontology annotation, cellular component: fungal-type vacuole membrane. Lineage: Eukaryota; Fungi; Ascomycota; Sordariomycetes; Glomerellales; Plectosphaerellaceae. The transcript has 3 exons. Gene Ontology annotation, biological process: transmembrane transport. The coding region runs from base 445 to 1758 and encodes 437 amino acids. Gene Ontology annotation, molecular function: transmembrane transporter activity. The record is from RefSeq and is a predicted model, not a curated record.
GACCUCUAUACUCUUAUAGUAAUUGAAACGUAAAGACUCGACUCCAGUACAGAGAGACUCUAUAGUCUAUACAAGGAGCAAGAUUUAUCUGGUCUGCCAUCUGUUACCUACCUAUUCACCUUCACCUCCACCUUACCUUCACCGAACUGACCGAAGCCCCGACCGUGUCCUGGCUUACCGGAUACCCGGACCCGGACUUGACCCGAAGAUCGGGGCCGAGCCCCACCUAUGUCCACCAAGUCGGAGAUUUUCAUCGGCAAAACCUAGAGGCUAACAAGUUCUGAGUAUGGUCUUGAAAAAAAGCCCGCAGGACCCCCGUAAGCCGAUUGUCGCUCGGACUUUCUCUUGUCUUUCUUCCUUUCUUUGUGUCUCGACAACGGACAUGACUUUCGGGAAUCGGGAAUGCCGCAUCGGUGUGAGUCGUGACACUGCACACCGGAUACCAUGGCGUCGGAUAUCCAGAAAAAACACCCGACGAUGCCCGAUGCCACGGCCACCACCCGAACCCGCUCCAACUCCACCCUCUCGUCCCCGCUCCCGCCCCCGCCCGACGGCGGCCUACGAGCCUGGACCCAAGUCGCCGCAGGCUGGCUAGUCCUCUUCGCGACCUGGGGCUACCUCAACUCCUUCGGCUCCUUCCAAUCCUACUACACCGCCACCGCCCUCCCCACGCACUCGCCCUCGUCCAUCUCGUGGAUCGGCUCCGUGCAGGCCUGCCUCACCACCGCCAUCGGCGCCUUCACCGGCCGCCUGCUCGACGCGGGCUACUUCCGGCCCACCUUCGCCAUCGGCGCCGCGCUGCAGCUCACGGGCAUGUUCGCCAUGAGCGCCGCCUCCGACGGCGACUCGCCCAAGUACUGGCACCUGAUGCUGACGCAGGGCGUCCUCUCGGGCGUGGGCGCGGGGAUCCUCUUCACCCCGAGCAUGGCGCUCGUGGCCACCUGGUUCGGCAAGCGGAGGGGCUUGGCUAUCGGGCUGGCUACGACGGGCAACUCGAUGGGCGGGAUCGUGUAUCCCGUGAUUGUGCAGCAGCUGAUCCCCCGCGUGGGCUUCGCCUGGACAGCGAGGGCGCUGGGGUUCGUGAACCUGGCGUGCUUCGGUCUGGCGCUGGCCCUGAUGAGGACGAGACUGCCGCCUCGCCGCUCUGGUCCCGUCAUCGACUGGUCGGCCUUUGGUGAAGGGGUGUACGUUGCGUACGUUGCUGCGCUGUUCUUCUUUUGUUGGGCCAAUUACUAUACCUUCUACUAUAUUGCAUCCUUCGGAAUCGAAAGCCUGGGCCUCUCGUACGGCGACGCGGCCUUCCUCGUCGUGAUCGUCAACGGCGCAGGCCUCCCCGCCCGCAUCCUCGUGCCCAUGCUCUCGGACCGCAUCGGACCCUUGAACGUCAUGUCCAUGUCGAUGAUUUGUAUUGCCACCGUCAUCACGUGUUGGCUCGCCGUCAGCGACAUCCCGGGGCUCUACGCCUUCACCGCCGUCUGCGGUCUCGUGUCGGGCGCCGUGCAGAGUCUCAUGCCGACGACGGUGGCCAGCAUCACCAGGCGGCUCGACACGGUGGGCACCCGGUUGGGCAUGUGCUUCAGCAUUCUGUCGGUGGCGUCGCUUACGGGCCCGCCUAUCGGUGGUGCGCUGCAGUCGGCGAGCGGCGGCAGCUUCACUGGUGCGCAGGCCUGGGCGGCUGUUUCGGCUCUCCUCGGCGCUGCGUUUGUCGUUCUGGCGAGGGGGUUCCGAGUUGGGUGGAAGCCGAGAGAGAAGUGCUGA